UGCUUUGUGCAUUGUACACAUUGCAUAUCCACAUUUUUACACAAUUUCGAGGGGGUACAAGCAACGAGUUUAUUUAAAAAACAUCGCACACUGCCACCUUUCGGUCAACCAUCGUCAUAACCGUCUUGGCGGAUGUGGGCCUGAGCUCAUUCCUCCGAUCCGUGGCGGAAGCGGACGAAUUAUUUGAAGCUAAUGAAAACAUGGCGGUGAAGGGGCCUCGUCAGCGGACCAAACGAGUCAGCAGGCAAGAUGCAAAUAACGUCAAUGUCCCCGCAGAAGCUCGAAUAUCAAAAGAGGAAAAGGGCAGCGAUGAGGGCAAACUAUCAGAGACACGCCAAGAGUCGGUAGGUCGAGGAGGACAGGUGUGGGCUCCAGAAGGAUCUACAGCGUUCAAAUGCUUGCUGUCUGCACGCUUCUGCGCUGCCUUGCUCAGCAACAUCUCUGACUGCGAUGAAACCUUCAACUACUGGGAGCCUAUGCACUACCUGUUGUAUGGGACAGGGAUGCAGACAUGGGAAUACUCACCACUCUACGCCAUCCGGUCGUAUGCCUAUCUCUGGCUGCACGCGCUCCCUGCCUGCAUACACGCCCAUGUACUGCAGACCAAUAAGGUGUUGGUGUUCUACUUCGUACGAUGUGUUCUUGCGUUUUGCUGCUGUGUUUGUGAACUUUACUUCUACAAGGCGGUGUGUAAGAAGUUUGGUCUGCAUGUGGGUCGGCUGAUGUUGGCGUUCCUGGUGCUGAGUACCGGAAUGUUCUGUUCCUCCGCAGCGUUCCUUCCCUCCUCCUUCUGCAUGUAUACCACGUUGGUUGCCAUGACGGGCUGGUUCCAAGACUCAAUUCCAUUGGCUGUCAUGGGCGUGGCAGCUGGAGCUAUUGUAGGCUGGCCAUUCUCCGCUCUGAUUGGGAUCCCCAUCGCCUUUGACCUGCUGGUGAUGAGGAGGGCGUGGAGAAACUUCAUCCUCUGGUCGGCCCUAGCGCUGUUGCUAAUCCUGGUUCCCGUGGUGAUGGUGGACUCUUUCUUCUACGGGAAGCUGGUCAUCGCCCCUCUGAACAUUCUGCUCUACAAUGUCUUCACACCGCAUGGCCCUGACCUCUACGGGACAGAGCCCUGGUCCUUCUACUUCGUCAACGGCUUCCUGAACUUCAACCUGGUGUUUGCGCUGGCCCUGCUGUCCCUGCCUCUCAGCGCUCUGAUGGAGACCCUGCUGCACCGCUUCAACGUACAGAACCUGGGCCGCCCGUACUGGCUGACCCUGUCCCCCAUGUACCUGUGGAUGUUGGUGUUCUUCACACGGCCCCACAAGGAGGAGCGCUUCCUCUUCCCCAUCUACCCCCUCAUCUGUCUCAGUGCCGCCGUGGCCAUGUCCUCUCUCCAGAAAUGCUACCACUUCCUGUUCCAGCGGUACCGCCUGGAGCACUACACAGUGUCCUCUAACUGGCUGGCCCUCGGCUCCCUACUGGUGUUCACCGUCCUGUCGCUGUCCCGCUCUGUGGCACUCUUCAGAGGAUACCACGCGCCUCUGGACCUGUACCCCGAGUUCCACCGCAUCGCCAGGGACCCCAGCCUGCACAGCGUGCCGGACGGCAGGCCUGUGACGGUGUGCGUGGGGAAGGAGUGGCACCGAUACACCAGCAGCUUCCUGCUCCCCCACAGCUGGCAGCUCCAAUUCAUCCAAUCAGAGUUUAAAGGACAACUUCCUCAGCCGUACGCGGCCGGUCCAACGGCGACUCAGACUAUUCCGGCCAAUAUGAACGACCAGAACUUGGAAGAACCAACCAGAUAUGUGGAUUUGCGGCAGUGUCAUUACCUGGUGGACCUGGACCGCCAUAACGAAACGCCCCUAGAACCACGCUACUCUGCCAACAAGGAGGAGUGGACCGUCAUCGCCUUCAAGCCAUUCCUAGAUGCUUCCAGGUCGUCUCCUGUGUUCCGAGCGUUUUUCGUGCCGUUGCUCUCCGAACAGCACACCAGCUACAUUAACUACGUCAUUCUGAAACCGCGCCGACAGAAAUCAUCACCUCGACGACGGCAUCCCGCCGGACGCUAAAGGCUGGACGCACACCUCGCAAAAACACCUGCUCCUCCUGUCUGACGGCUGCUCGUUUUGUUGUCGUUUUUUUCCAACCCCAACUCUCGUCCGAUAACUGUGAUGAAGUUGAGCGUGCCACUGUCUGUCCGUGUCAUUAAGUCGGUUGAGUAUCAAACCUUUAAGAACACGUGUUUCAGUGUGCUUCCUUAUAAGAAUAAGGGCGGAACCUACAUCUGGUUCUCUUAUCGACAGCAUUAAAGGAUCAACAGUGACAGCGAAUAUCCCCCUUCUCCGAGCGGUCCAUCUAGUGAUCUUCAAAUGAGAUGCUUCUCUCCAGAGCAGCCCAGGUUGCCUGAAAGCAUUGUUGAAAUCGAAUCGCAUACAUCAUCAUAACGAGAGCAUCCCGUCCAUGAUUGGGUAAAGGCAAUGCAUCCUCACGAUUCAUUUGAAAACCAAAAUAUGCUUCUGGUUGAGGCGAAGAGCAUCAGGUGAUACCUGCCACAAUCUUAACAAGCAUAGAAUUUGCUGACCAAAGAAACGGACGGUUUUAUUUUGGGUUACAAGGUGCUUUUUGGAAGUCUCUAUGGCACAAGCAGAGCGGGUCAUUCUAGAUAGAUAUGAGAGCAGGGACAUUGACGUCGCUAUAGGUCCUUUCAUUGGAGACGUUAGCAAUGCGAGAGGUCUAGAGAGCAUCGCCAACUUUGUGCUUUAUGGCUUGUGAUUGUUUCAGUACCACGUGACAUGAGAGAGGUCCAUCGACCUCAACUUGAAGGAUUUUAUGUUCAAUUAAUUAUUUUUCCCUGUGUGCAUGUGUUCGAAUGUCUAAGAUUUAAUUUUUCGCUCCCAGUUUUGCCAUUAGCCACACCUUUCCACUUGAUCUUUUUGGGUCUCUUUUCAAGACAAUACUGACAAAGUGGCAGAGACAAACAAUUGUUUUUGUUAUGUGUAAGUUUCCCACAUCAGUUCGCUCCAUUGCAUCAGACUGGUAAAUUGUGUGUAAGUGACAGUGAGUGAAUCAUUUAACAUAGAGACAGUAUUGGAAUGAGUGUAGGAUGGGAAUAAAUUGUGUUCUUUUAAUUGUUGUCAUUUCAUGAUUUUCCCAACACACACAAAAGAGACACAUGUUCAUUCCAUUCAGUUUUAAUUGUAGGUUUCCUCUUGUAAUACAAACAUACAAACUGUUAGCUCAACAAGCCAUCAUACACUUGUUGUAUGUUAAGGAAUUGCAGGUAAAUACAAUUUAAAUUAGCACUCAAUGUCAUGCCAUUACUUUAGUCAGGCAGCAGGCACUCAUAUUCAAUGAAUACAACCCAUGGAUCCCCUUAGACUGCUAGUCUUGUAACCAUUCGACGGAGAGGGAAGUGAUCCAUGGCGUCAUUAUUCAUGAUGGAUGGACUGACGGACGGACGAUACCAAAGCUAUGAACCACGAAUGCUGCUAUAGACAUGAAUAAGCUGAAACUAAAGCUAUCCACCAAUCCCAAGUUGCGUGUCUGUUAUUAAAACGUGUGUGUUAAAACAAGUGUUUGACUUGUUCAUAUUUGAGUUAUUACAAUUUGGUUACAAUGAGUAGAGCCCUUCUUGUUGACGGUGUCCUGAUCCUUUGAACGUGAAGAUAAUGCAAGAUGUUUUGUCCUUUGUUACCCCUGUUUGACCAUGUUAAUGUUACCUGGAUAAUUCCUAUGCAUACAUAUUUAACCUUGAAAUUGGUGUAAUAUUUAAAAAAAAAAAGUUCUUGAGGAAUAUUCGUUAUGUCAGAUCACGGUCUGUUCUCUUAUUAAGGUAAUAGUUGGCAGUUUCCUUUGCCACUCAAAAAGGAGGCACUGUCAGGAUUCUGAAACAAGGCAACAUAACAAGGCCAUGCAAACAGGACACCCACAGCCAUCCCCAGUCCAAUUCUAUGUGCAUUUUCUUCAUGAAGAUGA
Molecule: messenger RNA, 3957 nt
Organism: Gadus chalcogrammus (walleye pollock)
Lineage: Eukaryota; Metazoa; Chordata; Actinopteri; Gadiformes; Gadidae
Gene: alg9
Product: ALG9 alpha-1,2-mannosyltransferase
Exons: 15
Coding region: 201-2051 (616 amino acids)
Biological process (GO): protein N-linked glycosylation
Cellular component (GO): endoplasmic reticulum membrane
Molecular function (GO): alpha-1,2-mannosyltransferase activity
Source: RefSeq, a predicted model, not a curated record